This is a messenger RNA of Staurois parvus, 540 nucleotides long. NCBI's taxonomy places the organism in Eukaryota, Metazoa, Chordata, Amphibia, Anura, Ranidae. The record is from the annotation of a GenBank genome assembly.
AAUGCAGGCCAUAGAUGGGUAGAAAAUCGGCCAAUUUUUCAGCCGAAAAUAAAAUCGGCCAAUUUUCGGAUCGUUAGUGGGCUAUUUGUUCGGCCGUUCUUCGGUAUUUUGGCCGUUUUUUUUUUAAUCGGUAAAGUUGGAAAAAAAUCAGCCGAUUUUGCCGAUCGGCCGAUUUUCGCGGCAAUAAUGGGCAAAUCGGCCGAUUUUUUACCGAUAAAAAAUCUGCGCAUGAGCAGUGACCUGCAAGAGGAAGACAAAAAGAAGAAAAGAAAAAGAAGAGGAAGAAGAAGAGGAUGAUGAUGAUGAAGAAGAGGAUGAGGAUGAGGGUGAUGAAGUAGAGGAUGAGGAAGAGAAUGAUGAUGAAUGAAGAAGUAGAAGAAGAUGAAGAGGAUGAUGAUGAUGAAGAAGUAGAAGAAGAAGAAGAAGAAGAAGAAGAAGAGGAUGAUGAUGAUGAAGAUAGAAGAAGAAGAAAGAGGAUGAUGAUGAAGAAGUAGAAGAAGAUGAAGAAGAGGAUGAUGAUGAAGAAGUAGAAGAAGAAGA